AGAAUCACCCUCUUCAUGGCAGUGGGUGUCUUCCCCCAGGAUCUGCGGGGCAGCGUGCGGAGAAUCUGCCACUUCCUGGGGAAGGAGCUGAGUGAAGAGCAAGUGGCCGCGGUGGUGGAGAACGCCUCGUUCCAGAGCAUGAAGGGGAACAAAAUGUCCAACUACUCGCAGCUGAGUGACGAGUACAUGGACCACCAGAACGGGGAGUUCCUGAGGAAAGGGAUCUGCGGCGACUGGAGGAACCAUCUCUCGGAGGCACAGAGCCAACGAUUUGACACCGUUUACCGGGAGCGGAUGCAGGGUCUGGGCAUGACCUUCCCCUGGGACUGACAGCCCCGCGCCCGCCACAUCUGCACCUGCAAUACACCGGCCCUGUGCCACCCACGUGCUACUGAUCUUCCUGUGCCCUGGGAGAUGCCCCCUGGGGCAGCGUCUCUAGAGUACCAGCAAUAGGCAGCGCUGGGCUGGGCAUGUGUCCAGGCGAGGUCAGUGAGCGCGUGCACACACAGGGCAGGGCUCAGCUGAGGUGUAUUUAAAAUCUGUCCAUUGUAGGGUGUUCCUGGUCCUGCUUGCAGGCAGGGGCUCUGCAGGGAAAUGUGAAAUUCUGCACAGAGCCAGCCCAGAGCACGGCGCGGGAGAUGGGCCUCUGCGCGGGGAGCAGCCUGCUCUGUCUCUCUCGAGUUUGGGUUCCUGUGCUUCAGGGCUCUGGAUUCUAAGAAAUAAAAUCAGGUGAUGUGGCAACCUUCCAGCA
Messenger RNA from Trachemys scripta elegans, 751 nucleotides. RefSeq names its product sulfotransferase 2B1-like. The transcript has 2 exons. NCBI's taxonomy places the organism in Eukaryota, Metazoa, Chordata, Testudines, Emydidae. Gene Ontology annotation, molecular function: sulfotransferase activity. The coding region runs from base 16 to 330 and encodes 104 amino acids. The record is from RefSeq and is a predicted model, not a curated record. Gene Ontology annotation, biological process: sulfation. Gene Ontology annotation, cellular component: cytoplasm.